This is a messenger RNA of Gracilinanus agilis (Agile Gracile Mouse Opossum), 652 nucleotides long. RefSeq names its product SLAIN motif-containing protein 1-like. Gene Ontology annotation, cellular component: microtubule plus-end. Lineage: Eukaryota; Metazoa; Chordata; Mammalia; Didelphimorphia; Didelphidae. The transcript has 3 exons. Gene Ontology annotation, biological process: cytoplasmic microtubule organization; microtubule nucleation; positive regulation of microtubule polymerization. The annotation marks the transcript as partial. The record is from RefSeq and is a predicted model, not a curated record.
AUGACAGCUCUCCGAUGGCGCAGUCUCUUCACCCCACCCACCUCCUUGGCCUUUCCUUAUAGCCCUGUUGCAAGACUCAGCCCAUAUAGCAAUGGUUUUAAUACUCCCAGCUUCUCUAAAACCUCCAGUAAAGCAAUACUAACACCUGAAAAAACAGGUUAUACUUCCAGGAGCUCCCCCCUUAGCCCACAGUCAUCCAUAGACAGUGAAUUGAGUACAUCAGAACUGGAGGAUGACUCUAUCUCCAUGGGAUAUAAACUACAAGACCUCACUGAUGUUCAGAUCAUGGCUCGCCUGCAAGAAGAAAGUCUCCGUCAAGAUUAUGCUUCCAUUUCAGCAUCUGUGUCAAGACAUACCUCUGGCAUAUCAUUGAGUUCAGGAAAGAAAGGGACUUUCAGCGAUCAGGAAUAUGAUCGAUACAGUUUGGAGGAUGAUGAAGAGUUUGAUCAUCUGCCACCUCCCCAGCCUCGUCUUCCUCGAUGUUCACCUUUCCAAAGAGGAAUUCCACACUCACAGACUUUUUCUAGCAUUCGGGAAUGUAGAAGGAGUACUAGCUCCCAGUAUUUUCCUUCAAAUAAUUACCAGCAGCAGCAACAGUAUUAUUCACCUCAAGCCCAAACUCCAGAUCAGCAACCAAAUAGGACAAGUGGAG